AUGGUAUCCAGGGAGCGGACGGAGGCGCUGGCGAGGUCGUUCGCCCAUCCCGAGUUCUUCUUUCACGAGGGCGGGCACGGGGUGCCGCUCAGCAAGGAAUUUCGCGACGCGCUCAGAUCGUUCGCACUGAACCCAGCUGUGAACGCGGCGACGACGACUCAGCUGGCGACGAGUGUUACCGACGAGCGUUGCCAUCGUUCUCCUCUUGCCAUCGUUCAUCCUCCUCUGAGUAAGCCUCGGCACUCGCUGGCGCCGACGCGGUUCCUCUUUGUCAACGGCGUGGGUCCGUGCGUGGGCGUCUCGACCGAGGCGGUGAGGGAAUCGUUCGGGGAGUACGGGGACGUGGACGGGGUGGACAUGUUCGACCCGUCCAUGGCGCGGUGCGUGGUGACCAUGUCGCGGGUGGAAGACGCGAUCGCGGCGCAGGCUGCCACGCACGAGACGUGCAGACCGGACCUGGGCGAUCGAAGGCUCUGGGUGCGGUUCUCGAGCGAUCCCAACGCGACGGGCGGGGAACCGGAGUCGAGAGCUAAGCAGGAGGAGACGUGGUGCGCGGCGACGCGGGACUCGGCGACGCUCGGCGUGCCGGGGGUCACCCUGAUUACGGAUUUCGUCACCGAGGAGGAGGAGCGCGAGAUGCUGGCGUGCGUGGACUCGGACGAGCGGUGGCAAGGGCUCGCCAAGCGGAGGGUGCUCCACUACGGGUACGCGUUCGACUACGGGACCAGAGACGCGAGAGACAAAACGUCGCCGAUGCCCGCGUUCGUCGCCGGGUUACUUGGCCGUGCGGCCUCGUGCGGCGCGCCGGGUGCUUGCGAGAGCGUGCACUGCGAUCAGCUCACGGUGAACGAGUACGUGGCGGGCGUGGGGAUAGCGCCGCACGUGGACACGCACAGCGCGUUUGGGCCCACGAUUUUGUCGUUGUCGCUCGCGGGUCGCGCGGUGAUGGAAUUUCGGCUGCACGAGGGUGGGGAGAAAGAGCCGAGGGAGAGGAGGGCGAUAUCGAUGCCUCCGCGGUCGCUGCUGGUUCUGCACGGCGAGGCGAGGUACAGGUGGUUGCACUACAUACCGCAUCGCAAGCGGGACGCGAUUGUCGGCGAGGACGAAUGCGAGGCGCGGGAGGAGAGGAGGGUGAGCUUCACGUUUCGGCGCAGGAGGGAGGGCGCGUGCGGGUGCGAGUGGCCGGAAGCUUGCGACAGCAGGGAGGGUGCCGCACAGCGGUUGAAGGACAGGGAAGGGCGCGGGUUGGCUUCGUGA
Molecule: messenger RNA, 1257 nt
Organism: Micromonas commoda
Lineage: Eukaryota; Viridiplantae; Chlorophyta; Mamiellophyceae; Mamiellales; Mamiellaceae
Exons: 1
Coding region: 1-1257 (418 amino acids)
Biological process (GO): oxidative demethylation
Molecular function (GO): demethylase activity; RNA binding; oxidoreductase activity
Source: RefSeq, a predicted model, not a curated record